AUGACGACGCUCGAUGUGAAAUCGUCCUUUUUGAAGGAUCACAUGCUCAAGCUGCAGGAAGUCGCGAAGCGGCAAAGCGACUACCGACGAGCACUAGCAGCGCGGCUGCAAAACUUUCGACGCAAUCAAAUCAUGGAGGGGAAUUUAAAGAAAGGCACUGCCAAAUUGCUCAAAGAAAAAGCUGACAUCAAGGUGAAGGUAUGGACAGCAAUCGGUACACAGUACAAAAGAAAGAGUGCGGGUUAUUUGGGCACCAUUAAGUGUCACAUCACAUGUGAAGAGAAGCUAGCUGAGGAUAUACACAAUAUGAAAACAAGCAUUUUGAAUAUACAGCGUGAGUUGGGACGCCUAUCACGACACAUAUACGAUCUAAAUCGGCACACAAUACCCGCAACGCGGGCAAUAGAAGAUAAAAACAGGGCACGCAAGCACUUAGCAAUGAAGGAGAACCAAUUGGAGGUGGGCAUACAUCAGGAAUGCAAAAUGACAGCGCUGAAUAUGAAGUUACGCGAAGAAUUGCACGAACUGAUUUUGGAGCGGAAAGCUUUCAACGAGCAUUAUUUCAAAUUAAUACGCGAACUCAAUAGUGACAAGAAAUACAUGACCGAUUUGAUUGGCUACGCUAUGCAUCAGUUCGACUCGAGCAUAGAUCUCUAUGAGAGAUUUGAUAUUUUCAAGAAGCGACAGCGUAGAGACUUAGAGCAACGGCGGAUGGAAAUGCGUGACAUUAGUCGCAACAAGACGGAGUCGGUAAAUGACACGGAGUUUUACAAAUCGAAAAUUUUCCAUCGACGUUUGGCUGACUUGCAGCCGAAGGAGUAUCGUAGACGUAGUAAUAUGCGUGAACGUAUGAAAAAGAAACUGAUUGUCAACAAGAAUGUAUUACAUAAGAUCUUUCAAUAUACCGGACAGAAAAAUAUCAAAACUGUUAUCACCAAAUUCAAAGAACAAGAAAGCCUCUACUAUUCAUACUUCAAUUAUGCCAAUGAGACGAGUUAUCAUAUGACACUGUUGAAUAAUGCGGUCAAUCGACUUUAUGCGGAUAUCGAUAUGCUUAAGCUCGACAAUCGCAAUUCUAUGCAAAAUCAGGUGGAUCAAAUUGAGAAGCUGGAGUCGCAAUUGCAAGAAAUACAUAAGAACAACGAGGUGUUGCGUAAGUCUUCCGUGGUGAAUGACGAACGUUUGAACAAACUAUUUUUGGGUUUGAAGCUGGUGCGCGAUCACUCGAAAACCAAUUGGCAAUCGCUGGAAAAAGAAAUCGGUGAUUAUAGACAGAUCAAUUUAACAAAUUUACACGACCAAUUAAAGCUUGUAGAGAAGCGUAUUUUUGGUGUGCUAGCCACUGUCUAUAGGUUGGAGCGUAAAAAUGUCAAGAAGCGCCCCAUUAACUAUCUCAUCAAGAAUAUAGAAAAAUUCUGUGAUUUUGCAACCAACUUAAAUGACAUUGUCAUAACACAACAGUGUCCCGAGUGCGCUGAGGUGGAUGCGUUGAACAUCGAUGAGACGGAGAGUGUCGGUAUUUCGUCGAUAGAAAAUGCUAAGCACAAACUUUAUGAUAAGAUUACGCAACCUGAAAUGCAAUACCGCUUGCAUAGCAUAAGCUCAUGCCGUUUUCCACGAGCGCGUAUGCUGACCGCAAAGCGAAACAUGGAAAAUGAUUUAACAAUAAUUUGA
Messenger RNA from Bactrocera tryoni, 1674 nucleotides. Its product is annotated as cytadherence high molecular weight protein 2-like. The transcript has a single exon. NCBI's taxonomy places the organism in Eukaryota, Metazoa, Arthropoda, Insecta, Diptera, Tephritidae. The record is from RefSeq and is a predicted model, not a curated record. The coding region runs from base 1 to 1674 and encodes 557 amino acids.